Molecule: messenger RNA, 3881 nt
Organism: Colletotrichum destructivum
Lineage: Eukaryota; Fungi; Ascomycota; Sordariomycetes; Glomerellales; Glomerellaceae
Exons: 7
Coding region: 642-2966 (774 amino acids)
Biological process (GO): DNA-templated transcription; regulation of DNA-templated transcription
Molecular function (GO): DNA-binding transcription factor activity, RNA polymerase II-specific; DNA binding; zinc ion binding
Source: RefSeq, a predicted model, not a curated record
CCACUAUUGAUUACAAGUACACAGGACAGUUGCAGUAAGGCACUAUUGUGCAAACUCUGUCUGGUAGGUAACAUGAGGGGGUCGUUUUGCGCGCGAAUCCAUGACAAAUUUGCACAUGCCUCAUUCCAGUCAUUUCCAUCCCCUACCUACCUUUCGUAUACCUAGGUUGGUACCUCAACCACCAUCCCAUCCACCACUACCCACCACCCACCUGCUCCUAGAAGCUCACCCCCAAUUCCAAUCUGCACCCAAGCAUCCCCCCAUUGACCAGAACUCGGUCGGCGAUCCUCGCCCUCGCUCUCACCCUCGCCGAAGCAGCAAGGACAGAGCAAAGCCCGCGCGCGCAGUGCUUGCUACCACCUUUUCUUACCUAUUUUCCUCUCCCUUUCCCCCCGUCCCCCCCUCUUCUAACCUGUCCCCUACUGCUACUACAAAGAAAGCCACGAGUCAAACUUGCUCGUCCCGACAGUCUGUUCCUCCCCCCUCCGUCGUUCUCGGUAACCAUACAUUCCAACCAACCCAACGUAGAAAGAAGGUCGAUUCUGUCCCGAUUCCCUACCCGGCCACGAAGGCCCGACGACAGUCUUUUAUACGCUGCCCGCACAUUGAAAAGUCCGUCUCUCUGCCCCCGCCAAGAAGUUAUGGAGCAAAGCCCCGAAGCCCAGCAACAACAUUCGCCAACAGACGGACAACCGGCAAACCGCGGCUCCGACGCACUCCCGAGACCGCGUCCUUUGGCCUGCACUCCAUGCCGCCGCCGCAAGAUCAGAUGCGACCACAAAACGCCAAUCUGCUCCAAUUGCGUGAGGUAUGGCUUGGAAUGCGCCUGGCCCGAAGGCCGUCGCUCUUCAGGACGCCGUCAGAGACCACUCUACGAAGAUGUAGUUUCGAGACUGGCCCAGAUGGAGAAGCUGGUGGAGGAGCUCCAAACCACAAAGCCUGACCAGGGCGCCACGCCUCCACCACCGCAACUACAGCAUGCCAAUUUCCACGACGCCGCCGCAAGCCUCUCGCCCCUGGCCACCACGACGUCGUCCUCGAAUCCUCACUCUCCCUUAUCGAGACGGAAGGCGAGCAGCGCAAGUCCUUCGUCGGCUAACCAUGACUCUUAUCCUUCGCCGCCCUCCGCUACCUCGUCGACCGGCGCGAGGCUGUACUAUACAGGCGCUCCUGAUGACAGCACCGUCUUCGCAGCAGGUGCCUGUUCUCUGCUCUCGCCUCAGGGACUGUCCCAGAUUGAGCUUCUAAUUGGAGACUCUCGAUUCUCCAAUGCUCUCAAUGCUUUGCAGCCAAAGGCCCUGGCCCUGCAUCAUCAGCCGUACCUGGCACACGAGGACCUGAACCACCCUCUGCCUCCUAACCAUGUCAUCAUGGACUGCGUGAACGAGUAUUUUGUGACAAUGAACGCCGGCAUACGUACCUUCCAGGAGCACGAGGUGCGAGCUGCUCUCCGAUCUUACUUCCAAGGGCAGCCUCCCGCCGACCCAGGGUGGCGGAUGGCUGUUAAUGUUAUGAUCGCCCACACACUCCGCAAGAGAAAUCGCAUGCGGAACAAGGAAGAGUACCAAAAAUAUAUUUACAACGCCCUUGGCAUGGUCCCGAACAUUAUUCUGCGUACACCCUCUCCCAUGACGAUAGGGGCACUGUUGUCGACGGUCCUCUACUUCAGCUUCACCUCUGAAAACCACAUCGCCAUGACCCUCAUGGGCCUCACCGUGCAGCUCCUCCUGAUGGCGGGCUACCACCGCCUUGAGCCCGAUCUGGUUCACGCAAACCCGCAGAACAUGGAACCCGUGAAUCACCUACACCGCCGCCGCCUCUUCUGGCAGGCCUACAUCAUCGACCACGACCUUAUGUUACGCAUCGGCAAGCCCCCACUCAUUAGCGACGACUUCCUUCUCGACCUGCCUGAGGAGCACCCGGCCGACGGGUACAGCAUGUACUACUACCCCGGUGAUGUGACACUCAACUUCUUCCUCCAGCAGGUCCGCCUCGCUCAGAUCCAAGGCCGUAUCGCCUCGUCGCUGUAUCACCGCACCGGCGUGUCCCCGGCCGAGCUCGAGGCCGAGAUACGCCGCCUAGACGGCGAACUGCAGGAGUGGCGCGAGAGCAUCCCCCCGAUGAUCCGUGCCGACAAUGUCGACGCUCUGCUGGACGGCGACUAUUACAGGAUGGUAUCCCUGACGACGCUGCAUUUCACAUAUUUCCAACUCGUCGUAGCCAUCCACUCCGCCGCCUUCCGGCUGCCCAUGCUAGAAGAUCAGGAGGGUACCGAGGCCGCGGACAUAGGACCCAGUCUCGCAUUGUGCGUGAGCGCGUCACGUGCCGCCAUCUCGCUCUUGAACUACCAUCAAAUCGAACACCCAUAUACGCCAUAUCUCCUCUACCAAAUCGCCUGGAGCGUAGACAUCCUCUUCGUCAACAUUCUCCAGAACAAGACGAACCCCCGCGCGCGUCGUGACCUUGACCUCAUCCGCACCGUCAUAUCCUUCUUUGAGAAGUACGACCCGGGCCACCAGACUGUCGUCUCGUACCAGAUCAUCAAGGUCAUCGCCGACGUCGCCGCCUCCGUUCUCGCAAACACUCCGACUCUGCCGCCACACAUGCUCCCCGUCUCGCGCGGGCCCUCUGCCGUCGUUCAACAACCCCAAACACCCAUUCAAAAUAUUCCUCUGGACACCCUCUCGCCCACAAUAGGAGGGCCCGGGUCGGCCCGCAGCGGCAGCGUCAACAGCGGCACCGGCGACGUCCUGGGCUCCAUGACGAGCCUCUCCAUGUCUGACACGCAGCAGCAGCAACGGCAAACUCAGCAGCAAGGGUUCAUGGACAUCUCGGCGGGGCUGACGCAGCCCAACGAGAGCCAAUUCUUCACCGGCUUCAUGGAUAUGGCCGCCGACUGGCGACUGCCAAUGGACUACCAACCGGAGCUAUGGCAGUACGACAUGGAUACUCGAUUUUCUGGCUAGAAUUGAGACAUCCCACCACAAUCGGUCCAGAGCUAUAGAGUGAGGCUAAGGAUCGCUGGGGGAGUCACACUGAGACGGUCCACAUCUGUCCAUCCGGCGGUGGAUCGCUGCAUUUAGGAUCCGGCAAGCCGCCGAAAGAAGCCCGCAUCCUUGGCGUUAGCGCCGAUGAUUAGCCGGCCCAUCUGGCGAUGCCUACGGAGGCGGAACUUUCGAGUGCUGCAAUGUCAAGCACACGGCUAAACAUGCCCGAACAUAUCGAAGCCCCAUCGUCAGUAUCAGGAACACUGCACCAAUUCGAGGAACUCGAGGGAAGCAACGAAACCUGAUCGUCCGCCGGAGAAGAGGUUGCUGCAUCGGAAAAGCCGACCGAACUCGGUAAACGAGUUAACGAACCUCGAUGGACGGACCUGAGCGGCCGACACCAUGCGACGGACGCUCGGUAACGAGCGAACAGGGAACCCGGGACAGGUGUAUUUUCUUGCUUUUUUUCUUUUUCUUUUGUGAUUGAGGAUACCCACAAAAGACAGGAGCGCGAGCAAAGUCUAGGUGCCUCAACCAUGUGGGAAGAACAGGCCACUGGAAUUGAUUUUUGACUUUUGAUCAUUGGCUCCGUGAGACAUCUCACCUGCUUUUGCUUCCUUACUCCGAAGACAUGGCGCUCAAGAAAUUACGAAGUGGGAGAAAGGGAAAAGGUGGCGCAGAUCAAGAUUGUUGUCUUGCUGAGUGAAACCUGCCCUGCCUACCGUUGAGAUGAUCAGUGCGAAGUUGGAAGAGCAUCAACGGAACUCUUUCUUUCUUUCUUCUUCUUUUUUGUUCUUAACCUCUUCCUCUGGGCAUGGUUCCGUCCCCGCCUCGCAUGACAAGGCAGUCAACCCGACAAAACGACCCCUGUCGACCAGGAGAAACAAAAUCCGG